Messenger RNA from Closterium sp. Naga37s-1, 9048 nucleotides. NCBI's taxonomy places the organism in Eukaryota, Viridiplantae, Streptophyta, Zygnematophyceae, Desmidiales, Closteriaceae. The record is from the annotation of a GenBank genome assembly.
AUGCCGGCCUGCUCGUCCCGCGCCGCUGCCGCCCUCGCCUCCGCCGCUCCCGCGUACGUGGACCCGCGCGUUCAAUGUCACCUGACCCGCGCAUGUCGCAAGAGGCACGGACUGCCCCUCCGCCGCUCCUUUUGGCUGCUACGCGCGGUCGUGUGCAUGUUACGGCGUACCUCCGCGUUCUGCCGUUUCCCUUCGUUCUCACGCUCCCUUCUCCCUUCGUUCCGCUCUCCCAUUCCUGUCCGCGCUGCCUCCCGCUCAACCCUCCCUCUCCCCCACCCCGCGCAUCCCCACUCUCCCCCCGCCCGCGCCAGCAGCGCAUUGGCGGCGGGUGACGAUCGCAGCGCGUGCGCGGCGGAGCUGCUGCGAUUCCUGGAGGAGGUGAGCGCGGAGGGGUCACGGGGCGGGGACGUGUUCGACUUCCCCUUCUCCGCGCGCCUGCCCUCCCCCCUCCUGCUGCCGCUCUCCCCCGCCUCCUCCCCUUCCCCCUCCCCCCCACCGUCUGCGCCCACCAGAGUCGACCUUCCGCCUUGCUCCAGCCCUGCCGCGGAGCAUGUGAGGGAGGAGGGUGGGGAGGAUGAGAGACAGGAUGGUGGGAGCGAAGCAGUGACACAUGACGAUAGGGUGGUGGUAGAGGGAAGGGCGGUGCGGGAGCAACAGGGGGGGGAGGACGGGAAUGGUCGAGGAGGAGGCGAGGGGGAGGGGGAGGGGGGGGAGGAGGAGGAAAGGGGGAGAUGGACUGCUUGUGAGAUGGAUGCUGACGGAGGAGCUUUGAGUCUAGCUGACGUCGUGUGUAUGGAUACAGACGAUGACACCUGCACCGCAGCAGACCAGUCGCAACACGUCUGCACCGCCACAGACACAACAAAUCCCCCUCCCAGCGCGGGCGCGGGCACGGGUGAGGAGGAGGAGGAGGGGGGUGACGGCGAGUGUGUGGUGGUGACGCUGCAGGUCACCCUCCCCGCCAGCCCCCCUGGUGGUUCCGCUGGGGGAGAGCUGGGGGAGGGGGAGCGGGAACAGGGGGGCGGAGGGGGGACGGGUGGAAGCAGGGGUGGCGGGGAGGGAGCGGAGGAGGUGAGGGGUCAAGGGGAGGGAGGGGGGGAUGGGUGGCGGUCGGGCGUUGGCGGGAUGGAGCGAGGGAGGAAGAGGGGGAGGGAGGAGGAGGGGGCGGAGGGCGAGAGCAGCCGCACGUACGAGGCGGGGCGUGCCCACUCACAAGCACACGCGCUGCCUGCUGGAGAGGCGGGUGGCACAUCAGAAAUCCACAGGGAGAUGGGAGCUGGCACUGGUGGUGCCGGCAGUGGCAAUGGUGGGGGCAGCGGCGGUGGUAGCGGGAGCGGUAGUGGUGGUGGGAGCGGCAGGGGUAGGGCAGGAGGGGGAGGCGGGCAGGGUAGCAGCGAGGGGGGGGGAAGGGCAAGCAGCUUCAGCGGGCAUGAGUGGCAGGCAGGGCAACUGCAGCAGCGCCACGCGCCUACAGCAUCCAGAGACCCUCUCGGGCUGCUGCUCACAGAGCAGCGUGCCCCUCCACCCACCCCCCACGCGCCCCUGUCGCACGUGCCCGUGCCCAUCCCCAUGCCCGACCCCUCCUCUGUGCCCAUCCCCACCGUCUCCUCCUCCUCCGCCCUCGCAGCCUCGCCCUCCGCCCUCGCCCCCUCGCUGCCCUCCCUGCCCUCGUUGCCCUCCCUCGCCUCGCUCUCCUCUCUCCUGCCUGAUGCUCUGGAGGGAGCGCGGUCAGAUGCGUGGGGGGAAGGGGGCGGGGCUGGGGGGAGUGGCGGUGGAAGGGGAGGAGAGGCCGUGGCAGGGGCAGGAGGAGGAGAGGGCGAGGGGGGCCGUGGGGGAGCGGGAGUGGCUGGGCGGGCAGCAGCAGGCGGGGCAGGGUGGAGUGGGUGGGGCGGCGGGGGAGGAGGGGCGGAAGGGGGUGCAGCAGCAGGGGGGGGCGUGGGGAGGGGCGGGGAGGCGGGGGAGUGGGUGGCGAGGCAUGUGUGGGAGGGGAGGCGGGCGGAGGAGGAGGAGGGGCGGAGGCGGGGCGUGGCAGCAGCAGCAGCGAGGGCGCAUGAGGAGUGCGUGCUGGAGGAGGCUGAUGGCAUCUGGGUGAGUGGGGGGGCAGUGUGUGAGAGAGACAGAAGGGACAGGGCGUGGUGUGGUAGGCAGGGCGUGGCCAAUCGUCGCUUGCUCGCUGCAGCUUCCCCUUCCGCCACCACUGCUCCUGCUGGCGGCUCUGGCAGCGCAGAGGCAGGCACCGGGGCCGCAUGGAGGGAGAUGGGGAUGGGCGAGGAGGGCGGGGCAGAGAAGGGAGACGCAUGGAGGGUGCGGGCGGGGGGCAGCAGUCAGUGGGACUAUGUGCUGCAGGAGAUGGCAUGGCUCGCCCUUGAUUUCCAACAGGUGCUGCCCUCCUCCUCCCCCGCCCACUCCCUCGCCCCUCCUACCACGUGCCCUCCCUCGCGGCUUGCCCCUCCUACCCCGUGCCCUCCCUCGCUUCACUGCUCGUCCGUGCUUCUCUUGCGCCUUUCUCGCUGUCUCUGCUGCACGUGCACACUCUCUGCUCUGCUGCUGCAUACUCCCCACUCUGCCCACACUCAUCCUUUCCCUCUCCUCGCUCCCAGUGCCCUUAUCUUGCCUGUACCCGGCAUUUCCAGCCCAACCUGUGUCCCCCACCCCUUCUUCAACCCAACUCCUUCCUGCGCUCCACCCCGCCCCACCCCACCCCACGGUGCAUGGGUGGCAGGAGCGGCUGUGGAAGCGAGCAGCAGCGAGCCACCUAGCCACGUGCGCGCAGAGGGCGAGGGGAAAGCAGGCGAUGGUGGCGGGGAGAGGAAGCGGAAGCAAGAGGAGGGGGCGUAUGGGGACGUGGUGGGGGCGCAUGGGGACGUGGUGGGGGCGCAUGGGGACGUGGUGGGGGCGCAUGGGGACGUGGUGGGGGCGCAUGGGGACGUGGUGGGGGCGCAUGGGGACGUGGUGGGGGCGCAUGGGGACGUGGUGGGGGCGCAUGGGGACGUGGUGGGGGCGCAUGGGGACGUGGUGGGGGCGCAUGGGGACGUGGUGGGGGCGCAUGGGGACGUGGUGGGGGCGCAUGGGGACGUGGUGGGGGCGCAUGGGGACGUGGUGGGGGCGCAUGGGGACGUGGUGGGGGCGCAUGGGGACGUGGUGGGGGCGCAUGGGGACGUGGUGGGGGCGCAUGGGGACGUGGUGGGGGCGCAUGGGGACGUGGUGGGGGCGCAUGGGGACGUGGUGGGGGCGCAUGGGGACGUGGUGGGGGCGCAUGGGGACGUGGUGGGGGCGCAUGGGGACGUGGUGGGGGCGCAUGGGGACGUGGUGGGGGCGCAUGGGGACGUGGUGGGGGCGCAUGGGGACGUGGUGGGGGCGCAUGGGGACGUGGUGGGGGCGCAUGGGGACGUGGUGGGGGCGCAUGGGGACGUGGUGGGGGCGCAUGGGGACGUGGUGGGGGCGCAUGGGGACGUGGUGGGGGCGCAUGGGGACGUGGUGGGGGCGCAUGGGGACGUGGUGGGGGCGCAUGGGGACGUGGUGGGGGCGCAUGGGGACGUGGUGGGGGCGCAUGGGGACGUGGUGGGGGCGCAUGGGGACGUGGUGGGGGCGCAUGGGGACGUGGUGGGGGCGCAUGGGGACGUGGUGGGGGCGCAUGGGGACGUGGUGGGGCGCAUGGGGACGUGGUGGGGGCGCAUGGGGACGUGGUGGGGGCGCAUGGGGACGUGGUGGGGGCGCAUGGGGACGUGGUGGGGGCGCAUGGGGACGUGGUGGGGAAGGGCGCGGGGAGAAAAGCGAGGGCUCAAGUGGAGGUGCCAGGGGGAGAGGCUGGCAGAGGGGCAGCGGAAAAAGGGGCAGAGGGGCGACGGGCGGAGGGGGAAGGGGGCAUGGAGGGAGGGGCAGAGGGUGGAGGGGGCGCAGCAGAGAGAGGGGCGACAGGCGCCACUCACCUUCCCCAUGCCACAGCCUGCCGUCACAGCCCUCGCGCUCUGCCUCAUGCCGCCCCUCCACUCCGCCCCUGUAAGGCCGCCUUACCCAUCUACAUUCCCUUCUCACCCCUAUCCACCCCUCUCGUUUCCUCCUGCUUCCUUUUUCAACCCCCUUUUCCCGCACCCCGUCCCUCUUCCCCCCACUUUACAGGACCACAUGACACUCCCCCCUGCCUCCUCCCCCGACCCCUUCCCCCUCCUCCUCCCAGACUUCCUGCUCUCCCCCUCCCCCUCUCACCCCCUCCCCUCACUCCACCCGUCCCCCUCCCCCCACAUCUUGUCCCAACCCCAUGCCUCAAUCCCCAUGCACGCUCCCUCCGCCUCACCCCUCCCUGCUGCCACCGCAGCCUCUGCUGGGGGCCCUGCUUCCAUUUCGGAUGGGCCAGUGGGGAUGGGCGGGCGGGCAGGGGUAGCUGUGAAGGAAGAGGGGUAUUUUGUUGGGGGAACGGAGAAACGGGGAGAGGACAAGGGGAGGGUGGACGGGGAGAGGGCAGGUGGGCAAGAGGUGGUGGGGGGAGCGAGCGGCACAAGGGAGGGGGAGGAGGGGGUGCUCGAGAGGGCGGUGGCGGUGGGGGUGCAGGGGCAGAAGCAGCAGCAGGGGGGUGUGAGUGCGGUGGUGCACAAGGGGCAGCAGGGAGUGGCGAGGCAGCAAGGGAAGAAGCAAUUGCAGGUGAGGCAGCGACCCCUCACACAGCUGCAGCAGGUUAAGGGGGGCGAGGCAAGGGGGGAGGGCGUGGGGGGGGAGAAAGAAGGGGAGGUGGAGGGGUGGGUGGAGGGGAGGAGGAGCGAUGGGGACUCUGGUGAGGCGAGUGCAAGGCUGGUGGUGGGGCAGCAGCAAGCAGGGCAGGCGGCAGGGGGUGCUGGGCGGCAUGGGUCAAUGGCAGGAGAUGGGGAGGGCGGGGAGAGGGGCGGGGUGAGUGUUGCAAGGGUGGGGGGUGAAGGUUCGGGUGAAGGGAUGCAGGGAAUGGGGGGUUUGCAGGCGGAGGGGGCACAGGAGGGGGGAAAGGUGCAGCAGGGGCAGGGCAGUGGUGCAGGGGGGGUAGUUGAGGCGGCACAGCAAGUAGGGAGCACAGGCGCGGGCAGAGGGGGGUUGGGCAGGGGAGGGUUGGGCAGAGGGCAAGGUAUGAAAGGCGUGGGGGCGAAGGGAGGGGGUGAGGGGCGAGGACGUGGAGCAGGGGCAGGGAGGGGGCUGGGUGGGACGAAGGUGGGUGGCAUGGGGAGGGGGGGCAAGGGGAAGCAGCAGGGGGAGGGGCGCGGGCAGAAGGGGAAGGCGUUGGGAGUGGGGGAGAGAGGGGGGGCUGGUGUGGAAGGGGAAGGGGCAAUGCAGCAGGGCGCAUGGGGUGGGAAGCAAGGGCAGGGCGUGGCCGCAAGGGAGGCUGCAUCAGCAGCGGGAGCAGCAGCAACGGGAGGGGGAGGGAAGGCGGGCAGCAAGGAUGGUGGCAUGUUGGCUGCGUCUCCCUCCGCUGACCUCUCUUCCCAGGACGUGGCGGGUGGGAGAGGCGAGAAAGAGGUGGAGGGGGGCGCGGAGCAGCAACGCAUGGGUGGUGGGGGGAUGGCCGGGGGGCAGAGGGGGGUGGGAGUUGCGAUGAGUGCUGAUGCGGGAGCAAGCAGUGUGGGUGGUGGUGGGGGUGGUGGUGAGGGAGGCAGUGUGUGCAGCCCAGCAGUGGGAGCAGCGGCGGCAACAACAGCAGCAGGGGAUGCUGUUGCUGUGGCUGGCAAGCAACGCCAGCGCCCAUCCGCUCACCGCAAGCCCAAGGGUCCUCCUGCUUCCCCAAAGGUCACAUUUGCGCCCUCUGCCAGCCCCGCCCUCCCUCCUCGCCUGGCUGCUUCUGCUCCCUCCGACGCCACUGCUGCUGCUGAUGGCGCGGCAUUGGCCACAGCCACUGGCUCUCAACCUGCUGCAAUAACACCCCUGCUGCACCCCCACACCCACGUGCUCGCUGGGGCGAGGAAGCAGGGGCAGGCAGAGGGGGGUGAAGUGGGGAGGCUGGAGACGGAUGGUAGAGAUGGGGAGGCGUGGGCGGAAUGCAUGGGGCGGGCCGGGGGCGAGGUGGGCGGCGGGAGGAGGGACGUGGUGGCGGGUGGCAUGGGCAGGGAGGGGAAGAAGAAAAUCAGCAAGCGACAGUCGUCCCCCCACCAUCUGCCCUCACCGCCAGGAGCGCACGCCCUGCCGCCCGCCGCCACCCCCUCGCAAGUGGAGGCAGCAGGCGCUCUCCCUCUGCCGCCGGCCCAUGGCGAUGUGCUGGGCGGGUCUCCGGGCAGCACUGACCUCGCUGCUGCACGCGCGCCUGGCAGCGAUGUUGCUGACGAUGCUGAUGGUGCCGAUGACGCCCUGCCAUGGUCUCCCAUGGAGGAGCAGGUGCUGGUGGCAGUGGUGAGCGACCUGGGCACCAACUGGCGCCUGGUCACUGAUGUGCUGCUCUCCAUCACGCACCUCACUGGCGUGUAUCGCAGUCCCAGUCAGUGUGAGCGCCGUCACAGCGCCCUCCUCUCCUCACCCCCUGUCCCCUCCUCUGCGCCCUCAAAGGAGAAGGGGCGGGGCGGGGGGCAGUGGGUGGGGGGCGAGGAGGACGUGUUGAGGGAGCACCGGCAGGCAGUGCUGACAAUCUUCUCCAAACGCCAUGCGCGCAUGCUGGCUUUGGAGGCACAGGAGUUGAAGCAGCAGGUGCAGCCACACGCCUCGCAUCUCCUCGUCCUUUCCAACGUCGCUGCCUCCUCACCCUCCGCACCCAUGCCGCCCAGCCCCUUGGAUCUCAGCAGCAGCCCCCCGCUCCCACCAGUCGACGCACCCACGCUCGCUCCCACUACUGCUGCUGCUGCCACAUAUGCUGCCUCGGGAGCCACACUGCCAGCUGUCACCAGUGCAAUGGCAUCAACAGCAGCGGCAGCAGCAGCGGCGGCAGUAGGGGUUGGCAGUGGUGCAGAGGGGGCAAGCGGUGCAGCAGUGGUAUCAGCACCGUGCACAAACAGUGUCUCGCCAUCAACCCAAACCCACACUCAUGUGCCCCCUCACUCGCUCUCCUCUCACGCUUCCCUCUCCUCCCUGCCACACUUCCCUUCCUUCUCCCCUACGCUCCCUCACCCAGCCUUCCAAUCCCCUUCACCUUCUCCCCACACCCCUCCCCUUCCCAGCAGACCCACUCCUCCUCCCACUCUCCCGCUCCCCCACUCCAUGCCCAUUGCCUCCCCGCCCUCUCUCUCCACCACCCCCCCUCCUCCUGUCACGGGACCCAUCCCCCAAGUCCCCUCAGCCCCCAUGCAAGUGUCCUCUGCUGCCACUGCUGCCCCUGCCAUGGCCUCACCCACACCUGCUGCGAUGACUGCUGCACGCACAGGCACUGCCACUGCACACUCUGCUUCUCCCUCCGCCCCUGCUGCCUCCCCCUCCCUCCAUGCAUCUUCCACUCUCCACACUGCCUCUGCUGCAGCUGCUCCCACUGCCAGUGCUCCGUAUGGUAACCAGUCGGCCAUGGGACACAGUAACCAGACGGGCAUGGUACAUGGUAACCAGACGGGCAUGGCACAUGGUAACCAGACGUCCAUGCCACAUGGUAACCAGACAACCAUGGCACACAGUCAUGGUGGGAGCAUGUCACAGGCCUCCAUGCAUGGCCAUGGCCGCUCAUCUCCCCAUGGGGUACCUCACGCCUAUGCACCUCCACACACCCAUCCACAUCCCCAUGCACACACAUACAGCCAUACAUACUCCCAUGCGCACACCCAUGCGCACACCCAUGCGCGCACCCAUCCCCACAUGCACGCCCACAUGCAGCAGUCGGCACUGCCAUUCCCCCAGACCCCUGCACACGCGCACCCGCAUGCCUCUGCCCUCCCACCAUCGACCACACCCCACGCUCCCCCAUCCACAACUGCCCAGCCACAUGCCCCCCCAAGGGCUCCUGCUUCCGGGGGCGUGGCGAAGGGGCUGGCAGCGCCAGGGGGGUCCGCAGGGGGACGCACCACAGGUGGCGGUGGGGGUCGGGGGGUCGGUGGGAGUGUGCAGGCGGGAAGAGGAAGGGGAGCGGAGGUGGUGGGAAUUGCAUCGUCGGGCAGCAAGGCAGCAGCGCCUCUCAGUGCCGCCGUGCCUGCCACUGCCACCGUGUGUGCCACUGCUGCCGUGCCGUCUACUGCUGCCCCGGCCACUGGCAACCGAACUGUGCCAUUGGCCUCUGCUGUCCCCUCCUCCCAGCAGCCUUCUGUCCCCUCCUCCCAGCAGCCUUCUGUCGCCUCCUCCCAGUCACCCAUGGGCCGUGGAAGCAGCGGUCAUGCGGCGAGUGCAGGAGGGGUGGGCAGAGGCAGGGGCGCGCCAGUCACAGGGCGUCCCCCACCGCGCGGCUCCCCCAUCAUCAACCGCACCUCCCUCCCCUUCCCCCGCGUGAAUUGCCCCCCUGCGCGCACCCUUAUCCCCUCUCCCCUUUUCUCCCUCAUCUCAUCAUCCCUCCACUUGUUCACUCAUCGCGACCCCCACCGAACUACCUCCUGCCCGCGUAGCGUCUCCACACCACCCAUCCCUGAAAUGGCGGGUGCUCUCGCCCUGCGCGUCCCCGUGGCGGCGGCAGUCGUGCCGGCCGCCGGCCUGAUUCAACCCGCUGUACACUCCCUAAGGCGCGCCGCACUCGUGCCGCUGCGUGUACGUCAAGCGGCCUCACUCGCCGCGCAGCAGCAGGCGAAGCGCGGUGCCGUAGUAGCGCCGCGCAACGUGGCAAUGGCUGAUUCGCUGACGGCGGAGGAGGAGGGCGCGGCGCGGCAGUCGUACCCGGCGGGCGUGCAUCGGUACGAGGCGAUGGUGGUGCUGCGACCCGACCUCACGGAGGACGAACGCGUCGCGCUCACCGAGCGAUACGAAGAGUUUCUCGUGGCGGGCGGCGCACUGGACGUGGAGAUCUUCAACCGCGGCAUGCAGCCGUUGGCGUAUAGCAUAAAGACAAAGAACAUGGGCGGUGUGAUGAGCCGCUACCUGGACGGCAUCUUCUUCCUCUUCAUCUUUGCUGCGCGCUCCGAAGCGCAGGUGAAUCUGCAGCAGCGGCUCAACCGCGACGAUGACGUCAUCCGCUCCACCACCUUCCGCCUCAAGGCGUGA